Molecule: messenger RNA, 4899 nt
Organism: Sciurus carolinensis (gray squirrel)
Lineage: Eukaryota; Metazoa; Chordata; Mammalia; Rodentia; Sciuridae
Gene: Rnft2
Product: ring finger protein, transmembrane 2
Exons: 11
Coding region: 400-1734 (444 amino acids)
Biological process (GO): positive regulation of ERAD pathway
Molecular function (GO): ubiquitin protein ligase activity
Source: RefSeq, a predicted model, not a curated record
UUCCCCUGUGCGUUGGUCGUUGGAAUAGGACGCGCUGGCGACGUUGUAUCCGAAGUGCACCUGUCCACUUCCAGUGCGAGUGAUGCAGGAGAUGCUCUCUUGCGGGCAUUUCGGGGCAGUCUUGAAACGGCCCGGGGCGCAGCUUGAAACACUACAAGCAUUGAAAAGUCUCGCUGUGGUCCUUCAGAGGGAGGUAGACCCUUGCAUGGAGCCGCGGGUUGAAAAGGCGUUUCAUUCAAUUAUUUAGGGUUUGGAGUCCGAUUAGUUCCCUGACCUGUGCAUCCCUCUGGAGAGGAAGAGGAGGGGAAGGCCUGCUCUCUCUGGGAUCCGGUGGUCGCACCCCCACCAGGAGCCCUGAAUAUCCACCUCAGCUGUCGUCAACAUGGAGUUCUGAAGUCCAUGUGGCUCCUCACGGUGAACCAGGUGUUAAGGAAGAUGCAGAGGCGCCACAGCAGCAACACAGACAACGUUCCACCUGAAAGAAACCGCAGCCAGGCGCUCAGCCCCGAGGCCAGCGUGGAUGAGGGCGGCGUGUUCGAGAGCCUGAAGGCCGAGCCGGCCUCCCCGCCCGCGCUCUUCUCCGGCCUGGCCGGCAGCCUCCCCGCCAGCCCCUUCCCGGCCGGCCUGGUGCUGGGGCCCUCGGCGGGCGGCGGGGACGUCCUCAUCCCGAUGCCGGCCUCCAGGGAGGACGGCGGCCGCGGCGGCGAGGGAGGCGCCUACCACCACCGGCCGCCGCACCACCACUUCCACCACGCCGGCCACCGCGGGGGCUCCCUGCUGCAGCACGUGGGCGGCGACCACCGCGGGCACGGCGAGGAGGGCGGCGACGAGCCGCCGGGCACGCCCGCGCCCGCCCUGUCCGAGCUGAAGGCCGUGGUCUGCUGGCUGCAGAAAGGGCUGCCCUUCAUCCUGAUCCUCCUGGCCAAGGUGUGCUUCCAGCAUAAGCUUGGCAUCGCCGUGUGCAUCGGGAUGGCCAGCACCUUCGCCUACGCCAACUCCACGCUCCGCGAACAGGUCUCCCUGAAGGAGAAGAGGUCAGUGCUGGUCAUCCUGUGGAUCUUGGCCUUCCUGGCAGGGAACACGCUCUACGUGCUGUACACAUUCAGCUCCCAGCAGCUGUACAACAGCCUCAUCUUCCUGAAGCCCAACCUGGAGACGCUGGACUUCUUCGACCUGCUGUGGAUCGUGGGCAUCGCAGACUUCGUGCUGAAGUACAUCACCAUCGCCCUCAAGUGCCUCAUCCUGGCCCUGCCCAAGAUCAUCCUGGCUGUCAAGUCCAAGGGGAAGUUCUAUCUGGUUAUCGAGGAGCUGAGCCAGCUGUUCCGAUCAUUGGUCCCCAUCCAGCUGUGGUACAAAUACAUCAUGGGUGACGACUCUUCCAACAGCUACUUCCUGGGAGGGGUUCUGAUCGUCCUCUACAGUCUCUGCAAGUCAUUUGACAUCUGUGGCCGCGUGGGUGGAGUCAGAAAAGCCCUGAAGCUCCUGUGCACCUCUCAGAAUUAUGGGGUCCGAGCCACAGGGCAGCAGUGCACAGAAGCUGGUGACAUCUGCGCCAUCUGCCAGGCUGAGUUCCGAGAACCUCUGAUCCUCCUGUGCCAGCACGUGUUCUGCGAGGAGUGCCUCUGCCUGUGGCUGGACCGGGAGCGCACCUGUCCCCUCUGCCGCUCGGUGGCCGUGGAUACGCUGCGCUGCUGGAAGGACGGCGCCACUUCCGCGCACUUCCAGGUGUACUAGGGCUGGAGGCCGCGGGCGUCCCGUCGGGCGCCCGAGGGGCCGCGCUCCUGGGUCGGGCGCUGGGGGCCUCCGGCGCUGACGUCCUGCCGCCACAUGCCUCGGCCUCCAGCCCCAGAGGAGGCCCUGCCCCGCCCUCACCUGCGCCCCCUCUUCUAGCCGCUGGUAUUCGCGCCCUUCCCCUGACCCAGGCGUCUCCGCCCAGGCGGGGCGUCCAGCCCCUCGGUCAGGGGGUCGGUACUGCCUGAAGCUGUCACGGACUCGCACUGGAACUGGACGCUGCCGGCUCGGGAGGAGCCCCGCGAUCACUGCCUCCCCACCGCCAGGCUGCAGAUCAGAGUCACAGUGAGGCAGCCGCACGACACAAAUGCCCAACUCUUCACCUGGGAAAGCCUAAGGCCCCAGGCUCCCCUGGUGCGCCAGCAGAGCGUGGCGCAUCCUGCUGGGAUGGCUUCCUGUCGUCCCCAGCAGCCCCGGUGGAGGUGCUCUUGGUCCGUGCCUUUGCCAGGUGAGGAAACUGAGGCACAGAGCUUGGUGUGGGAACUUUCCCAGAGUCGUCCAGCUCCACCAGGGUGGACCACGUGUCCAACACAGGCCCGGUCUGGCUUCAGAGCCGUACCCCAGCCGCGUGCAGACGCUGCAGGUGUGGGCCACCAGACCCGGUGCGUCAAAAGCACAAGAGGUGACUCGAAUGCCCCUCCAGGGUUAAGAAUCAGCGCCGGGUGUCCAGGACGGUCCUCACUGAUAAUGCUAAUGGUGAGCACCAGCUCCGGAAAUCUCCCCACGACUUGGCCCUUAAAAUUGCUCUUUUCCUGGGCUCUGGCUGGGAGACUCUGGCUGGGAGGCUCCGUCCAGUCUGGGCUUCAGAAAGAAUCAACUCUGGCCCCGCCAUGGAUACCUCUGGGUCUCCCAUGGUGGUUUCUCUCCUCCUCCUCCUAUUCUGUCCUCUCCCUUACUUAAGUCUCAGGCCUCAACAGCUCCGGUGGACUUUGCUCCCUCCCCUGGUGACCCUCAGAGCAGAAGGAACAAUGCCUAUUACGGACCUUUCCAUGAGUCACCCAGAGCACAGUAGCCAUCCACGUUCCGUAAUCUCGAUGAAAAGAGCUGCUGGUCUGCUCGUGCAACUCUCCUGCUUUGAAAUCGGGGGCGAGAUGGCACAGGUGACCCCACGGAAGCCACUGGGAUUUUUGCCUGCCCUCCCCUUCUCCCGGUUCUCCUCUGUCUUUGUCAACCUCAGCACAACAGGCUGGCGCCAGCGGCAUUACAGAGAGAGCGGUCUGUGUGGCUGCUGAGCAGAUGAGUGCAAGCCCCCGAGGGACGUGGGGGGAGGCUCGCGGCCACGUCCCCCGCCGAAUUCGGGACAUGUGCCGCUGGGUGCUGCCACUCCAGGACUGCCUCCUUUGCUUGGCAUGGCUGGCUCCCAGCAAGACACCCCUUCCAGGGUGGACUGGCAUCUCUCAAGCUCCGUUACUAUGGCGAUGGCCAUGAUGCUAACAAUCCCACUCGCCUGGAGGAUCAAGUGGGAAGGGGGAGCAGGCUGAGUGGAUGUGGCUGCUCUGUUCUCUGUGCCUUGAGGGAGAACCGAGGGGAGCAACAGGAACUUCUGCAAGUGGUUUUCAUCAGAAGGAUCACCCCGCCUGCGGAUGCCGUCAGAUGCUCCGGAAUUUGGAGCGGGGGAUGAUUUAUGAAAGUGUCUACCUGCGGUGGAGCCACACACCGUCUACUGGGGGUCAGACCUGGAAUCCUGACUGCAAACUAUGUGACUUUGGGAAGUCACUUUUACCUCUCCCCAUAGCCAUUGGGGAGGGUGGCAAAAUCUCAUAUAUGAUCCUCUGGAACCGCAGAUGCUAACUGUAGGUUACUAUAUAGGUGUUCACCCUAGUGGUUCUGCCAGUUAUACCCACGUCUCACACACACAUUCUACAAAUAAUGAGCCACGUCUCUGACAUUAUAGAGUCACAUGUGGGGGACCCUCUGGGUCAGGUGGGAUGGUUUCCUUUAGGAUUUUAUUUAUUCAUUCCCUGCCCUCCCGGGGAACAUGCCAUCUAUAGGUUUUCUUCCAGGUCAGAGGAUUUCACAUCUGCCCUGGAUGCUACAGUGGUUAAGGCAGAGUUUUCCAAACUGUGGUAUAUAUAUACAAUGGAAUAUUACUCAGCCAUAAAGAAUGAUAAAAUUAUGGCAUUUGCAGGCAAUUGGAUGAAAUUGGAGAAUAUCAUGGUAAGUGAGAUAAGGCAGAGUUUUCCUGAAUUCCCCAACACCUGGGUAAAAGCAGUCAAGAGUCCCCACCCGAAAAGAACAAUGCCCCUCUCCUAUUCCCCGGGAAGACGCGCCACUCGCUUGUUAUAAACAGGAUCCAUCGAGCAAGUGUCCGGUUCCCAGGAUCAUGCUCUUAAUAUUUUAUGAUUCACUGGCUCAAGUUCCGUGAAGUCCUCAGGAACAGUCCUGUUCGGGUGAAAAGCCUGAGAAUCAUAAAUGUGCAGGAAUAAGAAAAGCAUGCUUUGGACCCGGAUGUAACAGGUUCUCCACCUUCCAAGGGGGAGCAUGUGCGGAGCCUCGGGGACAUCCUGGCUGCUAAGGAAGAAAUGUGAAGCUAGUCCCAGAGUCUUCCAGCACUUUUGCUCUAGGACAAACAGCUCCUUUGGUGUCUCUGUGUCUCCCCAAGUACCCUUCUGCCAAUAAAUCUCAUUUGUUGAUGCACCUGAUGGUCCUGGAGAAACUUUCAGUCGGAUGAGAAGCAGGGCUUCCUGGGGUGGGUCCUUUUCUUCUGCUGGUGGCUCCCGGAGCAGAACCUGUCGAGAAGCAUGUGGCUUAUUGGGGAUGUGCUCCCGGGAGGAGCUGGUAAGGGAUUGGGUGAAACAGAAUGAGUCAGGGGAAGCAGCCAAGCUAGUGGCGACUUCUGGGGAGGAAGUCGCAACCUUGCACGAUCCCAUGUGGACCUCUGCAUUUCAGAGGUUGUUGAUGGGGGAAGCUCCUUAGGCUCUUCACCGAGGAGGUCCCAAUGUCCAAGAGAGGCCUCUGAAGACCUCAGGGCCCAGCAGAGUACUCAGGUGCAGGCUGGGAACACAGAACUGGUCAGAGGGACCAGGAGGGGCCUCAGUGGACAAGUACAGUGCUUACCAUGGGAGCUGUUGGCUGUGUGGACCCCAGACGUGAGGCGGGUGUCAGAUA